Molecule: messenger RNA, 747 nt
Organism: Hymenoscyphus albidus
Lineage: Eukaryota; Fungi; Ascomycota; Leotiomycetes; Helotiales; Helotiaceae
Source: the annotation of a GenBank genome assembly
GAACAGACACACCUCUUCUCGAUUUCUGUGGGUGAUUAAUUAUUGUGACGUCACAGUAUAUUCUGUCAAGAGGAAGAUAUCAAUAGAGUCUGAGAGAGGACAAAAGAUUUCUCAGAAGCCAGCAUAGUCUCACUCAUCAAGCUCGUUCCAACAAUCACAUUCCCACCAAUCAAAAAUGUCACACGAGGGCCCCAGAGACCCUACAUCAUGGACUGAUGUUCAUUUUGCUUUAUUUGUUCUUGUGUAUAUAUCUACAGAUGUUUGUUAUAUCCCACCAUCACCACAAGAAAGACUCUUUUAAAUAACCCCACCCAGCAAAUCAACGAAAUUCUCCAAACCUCAUACUCUGGCGCUUCCCUAGGAAGCUGGAACCUCUGGCUCGCCACCUCCUACACCAACGCACCACGCAAACAAGGCGACCAAUACACAGACGGCACCAAACCACCCAUCCCCAAAGACUGGAACUCACCGUUCCUCGGAAAAUCCAUCACCGAUGCCGUGGAAUUCGUGGAAGGGCUUCCAGAUGAAAGUACGGUUGAUUGGCACCAUUUUGUGAUCGUAGGCGAGGAUUAUUUGAAAAGUGGAAUUGUGAAUCUUUGUAGGAUUGGGGAUGAGGAGUUGAAGGGGAAGGAGGUGGAUGUUUUGCCGUGUAGUGUGGAGCAUGCGAGCUUGACUUUGAUGGGGUUGGAACCGCAUGGGUGGGAGGAGAUUAGGAGUAAUGUUGAAGAUGGGUAUUCUCCGAUUUAG